GUAGAAGAAAGACAUUGCCUCCCAACUAAAAAGCGAAGGGACGCAUCAUGUUCGUCGACAACGAUAGUUCUACCAUCGACUUGGAUGACGACUUCUUGGCAGGAGUGGGUUCAGAGGCUGGCAGCGUAGAAGCUUCAGGGGGUGGAGUAGUCACUGUCGUAGCUCAGAAAGUUACCACGGAUGCUAGCCAAUAUGGCAUAGGUGCCGUGCUCGCGCAGCAGGAGGGGCCAAAGUUGAGGCCAGUGGAGUACAUGUCCAAAAAGAUGCCCUCUCAGAAGUUGGCUAAGUCCACCGAUGAGAAGGAGCUGUACGCGAUCUAUAAAGCGCUAACCAAUUGGAGGCACUAUCUCCUUGGGAGGUUCUUCAUCGUCAGGACUAAUCAUCAGACUCUGAAGUGGAUGAGAACUCAGUUUGUGCUCUUCGAUGCACCGAAACGCCGGAUCGAAGUCAUUGAGCAGUAUGACUUCGAGCCCCAGUACCUAAAAGGUGAGUACAACAAAGUUGCUGACGCGCUUUCGCGUAGGCCAGACUUCUCCGGUGCGCUGAUCACUGAGUUUGGGCUUGCGGACGAUGUUACUAGCUCUUUGGUGGAAGCCUACCACGAGGACCAGUUCAUGUCCGAGAUCAUACGCAGACUCGAGGUGAAGGACAAGGUGACUUCUGCCAAGUUUGAGUUGGUCAACGACUUGCUGUUCCUUGAGAAGGCCGGGAAUAAACGUUUGUGUGUUCCUAAUAGAGAGUCUUUGCGUAGUUUAUUUUUAGGUGAGAAUCACGAUGCGAGGGGACAUUUUGGUUUCAAGAAGACCGCAGCCAAUCUGUUGCAGUGGUUCUUGUGGCCCACGAUGAUGAGAGAUGCCAAACUGUAUGUCGAGACUUGUCAAGUUUGUCAACAUGACAAGCCCCGGACACAGGCUCCUCUUGGGCUGCUCAAGCCCCUUCCCAGUCUGGAAGGGCCUGGUGAAACCCUGUCCAUGGAUUUCAUGGAUACGCUAGUCCCCAACAAGAGUGGCAUGAGGUACAUCUAUGUCAUCGUGGAUAGAUUUAGUAAGUAUGCUAGGUUAGUGGCCAUGCCGGAAACAGCAAAGACCGAGUACGUGAUCAAGCUAUUCAAAGAAAACUGGGUCAGAGAUUUCAGACUGCUUAAGUCUAUAGUUAGUGACCGGGAUGUGCGAUUCACCAGUGAACUGUGGAAAGCUGCAGCUGCAGAACAGGGCACGCAGUUGCAAAUGACAUCAGGCAAUCACCCAGAGGCGAAUGGGCAGGCAGAGCACAACAACCGCGCUGUACAACACCUGCUGAGGCAUUACAUCAAGCCAAAUCAGGUAGACUGGGAUGAGAAACUUGCUCUCAUCGCCAGCCUGUACAACAACGCUGUGCACAGUGCUACGGGAGUAGGCCCGAACAGCUUGCUAUUGACUUUCAAGCCUAGACUGCCUUUGGACUUCCUACUACCUGAGAAUCAGUCAUCUGCUGCACCAGGGACUUUAGAGUUUGCUUAUCGGGAUGAGCACCUGAUGCAGCAGGCUGUUGAGCAGAUGUAUAAAGCACAGGCGGCGAUGAUAGAGUCAGAGAACAAACACCGCCGCCCAUCUACAUUUAUUCAGGUAGGAGAAAGAGUCUGGGUUAAGUCCUCAGAACUAGGACAAGAGCACGGGAUCUCCCGCAAGCUCGUGCCACAGUACUUUGGACCAUGGGAGGUUCUAGAUGUCGUUGGGGAUGAACCGGAUGGCCCUUCUUAUGUUAUUCGUAUCACUGGUCACCUACGCACUUACCCUGUUUUCCACGUCUCAAAGCUUGCACCUUUUAAAGAAACAGAUCAGCUUCCCUCUCGUCGCUCAAUGCUGCCCCCAACCAUGGAUAAAGAGGUCGACAUUGACGACAUCGUUGACCACAAGGAAAUGCCAGUUCCAAGACCUACAGGCAGGGGACGUCCUCCGAAACCGAAGAUGCAGUAUCAGGUUCGGUUCAGACAUCAUACUGAUCCAAAGGAGGAUUGAUGGUUUACCAGGGAGGAACUGAUGCAGACCGCUCCUCAGGUUGUGGCUCUAUAUGAAAAGCCUCUGCAGAAAGGAAAGC
This is a messenger RNA of Chara braunii, 2076 nucleotides long. NCBI's taxonomy places the organism in Eukaryota, Viridiplantae, Streptophyta, Charophyceae, Charales, Characeae. The record is from the annotation of a GenBank genome assembly.